This is a messenger RNA of Trichomycterus rosablanca, 2463 nucleotides long. RefSeq names its product toll-like receptor 4. The transcript has 3 exons. Gene Ontology annotation, molecular function: protein binding; lipopolysaccharide immune receptor activity; lipopolysaccharide binding. Lineage: Eukaryota; Metazoa; Chordata; Actinopteri; Siluriformes; Trichomycteridae. Bases 1 to 2463 code for a protein of 820 amino acids. Gene Ontology annotation, biological process: toll-like receptor 4 signaling pathway; inflammatory response; detection of lipopolysaccharide. The record is from RefSeq and is a predicted model, not a curated record. Gene Ontology annotation, cellular component: plasma membrane.
AUGUCCUUUUUUAUAAAUGGAAACAUAUUUCUUUAUAUAGUGUUUAUUCUUGUACACAAUGGAAAUGGAGAGGAGUGCACAAAGGUUAAAAGUGACCAAUACUAUUCAUGUGAAGGGAGGAAUCUGACUUAUGUGCCUACCAGUAUUCCUUUAUUCAUAGAGAUGCUGGACUUCAGCUUUAAUUUCUUGCCUUCAUUACAAAAAAGUACAUUUCCCAGGCUGGAUUAUUUGAAAAGGCUUGAUCUCACAAGGUGCCACAUUCAGUAUAUUGCUGAUGAUGCUUUCCACAAUGUGAGGAAUGUGACUACUCUAAUUCUUACUGGGAACCCUGUCUCAUAUAUAGGACCUGAUGGUUUGAACUCUUUACUAAAACUACACAGAUUAGUUCUCGUGAACACCGGUCUGCACUCAUUAAAUAUUCAGCUUGAAAAUCUAACUGAACUACAAGAACUAAAAGCUGGAACUAACAACAUCCAGUCCAUUGCUCUUCCACCCUUUAUGAUAAACUUCAAUAACUUCUGCUUACUUGAUCUGCAUGUCAACAACAUAUCUACAAUAAAGCUAAAUCAAACAAGUGUGCUGCGAGGAAUGAGAGCAAAUAUCACUUUGAUCCUGUCUAGAAACCCAAUAUUACACAUAGAACCAGGAGCAUUUCAAGGCAUUUACCUUGAAGAGCUUAACAUAUUAGGUGCUUUUGUUUCUUCUGCGGCAAAGAGAGAUGGUCUCAAAGCUCUCAGAGGCCUUAAGGUCGGAAGACUCAGCAUUGGAAACUACAAUUUCAAGAAAACAAACGCUGCUGCAAAUUAUCUUGAUGGUCUUUGCUCUAUGAUUUUUAAAGAAAUAUAUUUGCUCCGAAUAGAAAAGUUUGUUUCUGAAGAUAUGUACACCUGUUUAAUCAAUGCAACAAAAAUCACUCUGAAUCAUUGCUAUAUAACAGCUAUGCAACAUGUCCCAUUUCCAAAUCUUAAAGAACUUUAUAUAGCUAACAGUGAAGAGCCAAUCGAACUUGAAAUUUACCAUCUACAUUCCUUAGAAAAACUGGUGGUGGUUGAAAAUAGACCAACAUUACUUAAAGGUUUAAAUUACAUGCCCAAUUUGCAGCAUGUAGAUCUGAGUAGAAAUAAUUUAGUUUUUAGUCAAUUUGACUGUUGUACACAGUAUUUUAUAGGGAUGCCAAACCUUCGCAGCCUUAAUCUGAGUGACAAUCAAAAUAUGUAUCUGAGCAAAAAUCCAUUUGCAGGAUUUUCCUCCAUUGAGAUCUUAGAUGUUCGCUUUACAAGAUUGGGAUUUCUAAGUAGGCAGUUUGAAUUGUUCAAAAACCUGAAGAAUUUAAAAUAUUUGGAUAUAUCAUAUUCUAGUAGCAAUAUUUUGAGAACUAUGACAUUUGGUCAUUUAAGCCAUCUACAAGUAUUAAAAGCAUCAGGGAACCAUUUCCAAGAAGAUGCAUUAAAUUAUGUAUUUGUAAACCUGACAGCUUUGGAAAUUCUUGAAAUCUCAGAUUGUGGAAUUCUGAACAUAGAGGCAAGAGCUUUUAAAGGUCUAACCAGACUCAAGCAUUUAUUUCUUAGUCAAAACAAGCUGGUGGUUUUGGAUUUUGUAACUCACCCAUAUGUAAAAAGCUUAACCAUGUUAAAUGUAGAAAGAAAUACAAUUUCAAGCAUCUCGAAUUAUGUUCUGCAAAAUCUACCCAAGAAUCUUUCUGUACUUGACCUGUCCUUUAAUCCUUUUGAUUGCUCUUGUUCACAAAUAGCUUUUAUAUCAUGGAUCACCAGCCAUCAACAUCUAAUUCAACAAUCAAAUAACCUUUUUUGUAGACAAUUGACACAGGGCUCAAAAAUUAGAGUCCUUGACUAUGACAUUGAAAGCUGUGAACACAUCAGAAGACUUACAAUUGUGUUAUCCAUAUGUGCUGUCACUGUUCUUUCACUUGGAGCUGUUUUGACCUAUAAGUUUCAGUUCUACCUGCGGUAUGGCUGUAUCCUGCUAAGAGGUUAUAAAGUCUCCAGACUGCAGGAAUUUUCUUAUGAUGCCUUUGUGAUCUACUCCAGCAAAGAUGAAUCCUGGGUAAUGAAUGAACUGUUGGAAAAUCUGGAAAAUGGGAUUCCACCCAUUCAGCUUUGUCUCCAUGUACGGGACUUUGAAGUAGGUAAAACAAUAACCUCCAACAUUAUAGAUGAAGGUAUCAUGGGUAGUCGUAAGAUUAUUGUGGUUGUUUCUCAACACUUUAUUGAGAGUUCAUGGUGUCGCUUUGAGUUUGAGGUAGCACAGUCUUGGCUGGUGAUGCAAGGCAAUGCCAACAUCAUCAUCAUCAUUUUGGAAGAUGUGGAGGAAGAGAAGACAAAGAAAGUAUUUGGACUUCAUAAACACCUGAAAAAGAAUACUUAUCUGAAGUGGAGUGGAAACCCUUUGAGUAAAAUGAGAUUCUGGAUUCGUCUUCGAAAAGCUAUUACUACUGGAAAUUGA